CUUCACUUGCCUUUUACGUGAAUGUAAUUGUAGGGGUGCAGAUCUUGCUCUCAACGUUCAACCGUCAUGGCACGAAACAUGAAUAUAUCUUUCCUGGGCACCUCCAGCGGUGGUGGCCCUUCAAUUUCUCGCAACUGUUCAAGUCUUGUCGCAGACGUCAUCGGCGACGGCUCGCUAUGGAUGGUCGACUGUGCAGAAGGGACAGUGCGGCAAUUUCAGAUGCAACAUCGCGGCCAGGGAGACCCAGUCCUUAAAGCGUUCAAAGUGACCAAGCUAUUUGUCACCCAUAUGCAUGCCGACCAUGUAAUGGGAAUAAUCACUUUCCUUAGACAUGUCCUCCACCCGCCACUGAUAGCUCCCUCUGGCGACCUCCCGCCCUCAGAUGGUCCCCCCCAUAUCGAGCUUUACGGUCCCGCUGGCCUUCGUACAUUUGUUCGCUCAAUUUUCGCUAUGACCCUCACACACACAGGCGAGCGCUACGUAGUCCACGAACUGUUGACACCCUCCGACACGCCCACUUCAUGUGAUCCUGCCGUGCUUCAUCCGAGCGAGUGCCCUGGUCAAAAUUUCCUUUGUGAUAGCGAUGGCUUCUGGAAAGGUGUCACAAGUGGCACAGGUUACUGGGGUGAGGUUAUAGUUGAUGCAGGACCAAUACUACAUCGGGACCCUUGCAUAGGUUAUGUCUUCCAUGAGCCCAACCCCCCGCAUCGCAAACUUGUCAUUUUGGGUGAUACAUACGAUGCAUCACCGAUUAUUCCGCUUAUACAGCCAUCGACAACUAUGCCCGUGUCACUCCUCAUUCACGAAGCCACAGAUACGUACAUCUCUCGACAGAUUGACCCUUCAGCACGACGGACCAAAGACGAAGUGGAUAGCAAGGUCGUGGCAAGGGGUCACUCCACCCCGGUAAUGGCGGGCACAUUUGCGAAACAAAUUGGAGCUCAGAAAGUCGUGUUGAAUCAUAUUGGUAGCCGAUUUCCAGCCCCUAAACAACUCAAAAAUUCGCAAGACGCCCGUUUUGCUGUCAUCGCUGAAAUUGAACGGCAAGCGAGCGAGGCUUGGGGAGGUGGUGAAGCUGUCGUCGCAUACGACUUCAUGUGUGUCUCUAUUCAUGCUGAUCUGAACGAAGAAGGAUUUUCUGGUGUGGCUAUGGAGUUGGAGGAGGAAGUAGUAUUGGAAGGAGUGAUCGAGGUGGGUGACAUGACGAGAGGAAGAGGGCGUGGGAGAGGAAGAGGAAGAGGGAUGUCCAGGGGCACGAUUCGAGGAAGGUGGAGAGGUCAAUGGAGAGGACGAGGCAGAGGUGGCAGUGACGGAGAUAGAGGCGGCUUCGGAAGAGGUGGCGGUGGUGGUGAUGACGGUUUCGGCAGAAGCAACAAACGCAAGUUUGGAGAAUAGGCUUCCACUUCUCGCCUCCCACACGUUUGGUGAUAUUUUGAAGUGACACGCCAUACCGUGGUCGAAGUAAUCUAAGUCAUAUGCAUGAGUUGCUUGCUGCGUUGCCGUUGGUUUCCUUGAUUCAUCCGGGGGGAGCAAUGUUGCAGGUUUCACCAUCAUGAAGUAGAACC
Molecule: messenger RNA, 1565 nt
Organism: Suillus clintonianus
Lineage: Eukaryota; Fungi; Basidiomycota; Agaricomycetes; Boletales; Suillaceae
Product: beta-lactamase-like protein
Exons: 7
Coding region: 67-1395 (442 amino acids)
Cellular component (GO): nucleus
Molecular function (GO): 3'-tRNA processing endoribonuclease activity
Source: RefSeq, a predicted model, not a curated record